UCCAUGGAGACGACGUUCAGUAGUUUACUCAGUUGAGUUGAUAAGGAUACAAGCAGGGUGUUCCUUUAGGACUGUUACAUUUAACAACCACAGAUCAAAAGGAAGUCGUCGUCAACGUGCUGGUAGUUGUUGCCAUUCGCUGUUGAGACUUUCCGAAUGUCUCACAGCACGUACAAUAAACUUUGGGCUAGUGCCCAGAGUGAGCUGGACAGUCUCCUAACCCAGGAGAUCCCUGCCCAAACAGCACGUCCGGAGAGAGACCGAGUAGUCUUCUUUCAGCGCCUGGCUACGUUAUACGUGCGCUAUGUCCAGAUUUUCAGGCACUUGGAGGAGGCAUACGACCAGAUCAUACAUCCUCAGAAAAGGAGGGUGAUUCGUCAAGUUCUGGAUAGCGUAAUGGGUAGGGUGGUGGAACUUAAAAAUGAGAUGGUGGAGAAAGAGUUUUCAGAAUAUCACUACAUGGAUGAUGUUGUUCAGGACUUGAAACUGACACCAGAGGCCAUUGAGAUUCCUAUUCCGAGAUAUUUUAUCAGUGAACGUCAUAAGGUCCUCCAGGACCGAGCCAAGAUGCUAAACAGCAUCCUGGACUCCAUGGGGGUGGUGGACAAACCGAAACCCAAAAGAGACCAGUUGCUGAGCGUUGAGGAGGCCAUCAAGGUGAUCCAGGUGGCGGAGAGGGCACGGCAGGGGCGGCUGCGUGCCAAGUUUAUGAGGGAGAUUCAGAGGGACGAAGAGAGGCAGAGGAGGGCCAAGGAUCGGGACCUGGGGGCUGAUGCUUUUGCGCAGGCGGUGGUCUGCAUUCAGAAGGUCUGGAAAGGUUUUGUUCAGAGGAAGAAGACCAAGAGAGAACGCGAGGAGGAGAUGAUCUUUUUGGGCAUGGCUAUGGCCUCUGAGGGAACAGACCCCCUGAGCUUUGCGGUAUCGGUCUACGGCAACCGGGCCCAGCGGCGUCAGAAACAGAGCCAGCAUGAGGAGGACUACCAGAAGGCCAUCGUCACCAUCACCGACAAGCUCAGAGACCUUGAGGGGCCAGACAUCAAAGAAACCAUGAAGGAACAGAUUCGCCAGUGGUUCAUCGAAUGCCACGAUGCCACAGGCUCUUUUCCUGACUAUCCAGAGGUGGAAGAGGGAGGAUCGGCCCUCAUUUUUGCUGAAAAAACUCCACAGCAGUUAAUGGAGGAGUUGGCAGCAAAGGAGGAGGACGAUGCCAACAAGAAGCCCAAGGGAAAAGAGGAGAAGAAGGAUAAAGGGAAGAAGGACAAGGGAAAAGGAGGAGAAGAGGAGGAGGAACCAGGCUUGAAGAUGCUGCCCUCAGCUUUUCUGAAGGACCUGGAGACUGGACACAAAACUUUCAGCGAGGUGUGGGUCAACCGCGACGAGUCCAAAAACUUCAGCCAGAGGCACGAGGUGGAGCUGAUCAAGGAGGAGAAGAGGAAGGAGGUGGAGGGUGAGAUCCGCGUGCAGGUGGAUGAGCUGAUGAGGCAGGAGCUAGCUAAUUGGAAGUUGGCCAUCGAUAAGGACAAGGGUGGCAAGGCCAAGCCUAAGGCCAAGAAAGGAAAAGCAGGAAAAGGUGGUAAGAAGAAGAAGGAAAAGGACCUGACGGCAGACAGGACAAUGGACUCCUUGUAUCAUGAGCUUGUGAAGCAAGGCCUUCUGAAGCGUGCCGAGGAUGUCAAACUUGAAAGCUACCUAGGAGAGUACAGUUACCUGGGGACAACAUUGAGGAACUCUGACAUCGAGCCCAUGCCAUCUCUGUCAGAUGUGCGGCAGCUGAUGGCCCUCUAUGGCGUACUCCCACUGGGAAGUCAGACAGUGCACGAGAAAGCCCCCCUAAUCAAAGCCAUGCUCCUUGCGGGACCCACGGGCGUGGGGAAGAAGAUGUUGGUGCACGCCAUAUGCCAAGAGACCGGUGCCAACCUGUUUGACCUCUCACCUCUCAACCUGGUAGGGAAAUACCCUGGCAAGGCUGGCCUGCAGAUGAUGCUCCACAUGGUCUUCAAGGUGGCACGGGCAUUGCAACCCUCUGUUGUAUGGAUAGGGGAUGCUGAAAAGAUGUUUUACAAGAAAGUGCCCAAGGAGGAAAAAGAGUUAGAUCCAAAGCGAUUGAAAAAGGAUUUGCCAAAGAUCCUGAAGACCAUCAAAGCUGAAGACAGAGUGCUCAUCAUUGGCACCUCCCGAGAACCAUACAAUGCUGAUAUCAAAGGCCUUUGUAAAGUUUACAGCAAGAUUAUCCUCAUUCCACGCCCAGACUAUGCAUCCAGAUAUGUGAUCUGGCGUCAGCUGAUCCUGAAGUAUGGCGGGCAGGUGACAGACGCGCUGGACCUGAGCUGCCUGGCGCGCAUCUCGGACGGCUACACGCAGGGCCACAUGGUGCGGGUGGUGCGAAGCAUCAUGACGGAGCGCCGCAUUCAGCUGCUGGCCAAGAAGCCGCUGGCCGCCUCCGAGUUCAUCGGCCCGCUCGCCAAGAUCGACCCCAUCUUCCAGGACGAGGAGGAGGCCCUCAAAGCUUGGUAUGCUAAGACUCCCCUGGGGAAGAAGCGAGCCAAGGCAGCGUUGGGGAAGGAGGGAGAGGACGAAGCGUCUGCCAAGGGAGGCAAGAAUGCCAAGAAGAAAAAGUAAACUGGAGCUGCACCUUUCAUCGCCACACACGCCCAGUUUGGGUUCGGCAUAAAAAAUAAAACUUUCAUGUUAUUUUUUUGAGGAA
This is a messenger RNA of Engraulis encrasicolus (European anchovy), 2704 nucleotides long. RefSeq lists its product as uncharacterized. The transcript has 19 exons. Gene Ontology annotation, molecular function: protein binding; ATP binding; ATP hydrolysis activity. Lineage: Eukaryota; Metazoa; Chordata; Actinopteri; Clupeiformes; Engraulidae. The record is from RefSeq and is a predicted model, not a curated record. The coding region runs from base 157 to 2619 and encodes 820 amino acids.